AUGAAUCCUUUUACGUUUCAACACGAAUCGCUCCAAACGACUCUCAGAGGACUAGAAGCAUCUGGAGUGGCACAGUUCCGUGGCAUCCCGUACGGUUAUAUUCCACGACGCUUUGCCGAAGCCGAGAAAAUCCAGCACCUGCCAAAAGAUCUCGACUGCACCGAAUUUGGCCCUAAAUGUCCUCAAAUCUACGUCGAUGUAGGCCAUCUGUUACGCAUACCGCCUCAUCACAUACUGCCACGGGAGCCCGAAGACGAGUUCAACUGCACUAACUUGGAUGUGGUCUUGCCUAAGAGCGAUCUUCUAUCAACCUCAAAUAGGCUUCCAGUUCUGGUCUGGAUCCAUGGAGGAUCACAGGCUGUUACAUUUGGUAACGCUGCGUCUGGGAUUUGUGUAGCAGACUCGAUCCGUUUAGGCAAACCAAUUAUUGUCGUCUCCGUUCAAUACAGACUCAAUGUAUUUGCGCUUGGCAAUGGAGAGGGAUCGGUCAACCUGGCACUGCGCGACCAGGCACUGGCUCUACAAUGGGUCCAGGAAAACAUCGCAGGGUUCAAUGGAGAUCCGACUCAAGUGACUUUGGCUGGCGAAAGUGCCGGAGCAGUAUACUGUCACGCUCACUUGGUUAUCAAUUCCCCGGCCAGACAGUUUAUUCUUGCAUCUGGAUCACUAUUCCUAUCGCCACCUCAGCCGCCUAAAUCAGUCCAGGCUCUCCGCGAUGCCAUUCUAAAACAACUUCAAGCUAUCAACCCAUCAUUCAACUUAGAUAAUGCACCAGCAAAAGAGGUUGUCAAAGCAAUCAGACUCUCUGGCAUACAGUCUUUCUUCCUCCAGUGGGAGGAUCGAUUUAAAGACUGGCAGAAAGAGACUAAAACCGCAGAGCGCAUCGUUCUAAGUGACAUGGAAAGAGAGGCAGCUAUUUGGCAAGCAGGAGUGCGAGCAACCAGCACGAAUGAUAUUCUAAAAGCGUUUAACGCUGCCGAACAGUAUGCCGACCAACUCAAGAAGAUGUAUCACAUCUAUUUGGAUCGACCCUCUUCCUGUCAAAAUGGUGCCCUCGACUUUAUCAACGAUUACAAGUUCGUGUUACCGAUAAAUCGUCUAGAAAAGCUUUGGAAUGAUUCACAAAAGCCUAUCUUUAGGUACUUGGUGGAUGAGGUCAACUCGUGGCAGUCCUCCAGUGGAGCUCAUCAUGCCUUGGAUCUGGUUUUGCUAUUUGGAGGGUUUGAUCAAGAAUUUCCCGAUAGUACUAAGCUCACUGGUCAGGCUAUGCGAAAAGCAUGGAUCCAGUUUAUAAAUCUGGAGCAGCCAUGGACGACUUCUGGGUCUGAACCAUACUACAGCUUUGGUCCCCAUGGAGUGUCCCAGUCAGUAAAUAAAUCGGGACUUGGGGCUCGGCGGAGAAUGACUCAAACGGAGAUGUUAGGCCGGAUGGAUAGUGUAUUGCUGGAUAAGGUGUUCACUGGCCUUGCAGCAGGCAAAGUAAGCUUACUCAAUUAG
Messenger RNA from Fusarium sp. VM40, 1497 nucleotides. The record is from the annotation of a GenBank genome assembly. Lineage: Eukaryota; Fungi; Ascomycota; Sordariomycetes; Hypocreales; Nectriaceae.